GUUGUUGAAAAAGGGACUGAGCAGACAGUCCAGAGGUGGUGUGGGAUUGUUGUGGAGAGAAGGAGGUGGGGGCGUUUGUGCUGUUUGCCAAUAGAUACAGGCAAUUGGCAUUUUCUCCGCCUGUCCCUCCCUCUUUGAAACCGUAGCAAGGGCUGGGACAUAAAGUGAGGAGGAGCAAUGAGUGUUGAUGCACAGUCCCUCACAGAAAGCACAUGUCUGCUGGAUCCCUGUCUAAUGUGCAUCUGGCUGCGAAUUCUCCCAGAGCAAUUCCACGAGAGCCGCCGGCCCUACGUAGCUGCUUUUCAUCAGCUGCGCAGUCCAGCAAAGGAGACGCAGAAUACUUGAAAUAGCCGGAGGGACCAUUUAUGUAUGCCUGUGGUCAUCAGCGUGUCUCCGGACAGGUAACCAGGUGUGCUGCUGCGGCCAUGGCCUUGACAACGCUGCGGCUAUUUCCUGUCACUGUCAUUACAGUCUUGGCAGUGCUGGCGUCAUCUUCAGAGGAACAUGAGUGGCACUUUAACCCAGCUCAGUGUCGCUACGCCCUGGGGAUGGAGGACGGCACCAUCCCAGACUCUGACAUCACUGCCUCCAGCGCCUGGUCGGACUCCACUGAGGCCAAACAUGGAAGGUUGAGUACUGGAGAGGGAGAUGGAGCGUGGUGUCCAGCAGGAGCCGUCUUCCCCAGUGGAUCAGAAUACCUUCAGAUUGACCUGCACAAACUCCACUUCCUGGCUCUGGUUGGUACCCAGGGUCGCCAUGCCGAUGGGCAUGGUCAGGAGUUUGCACGAAGUUACCGGCUCCGCUACUCGAGAAAUGGGCUGAAAUGGAUCACCUGGAAGGACCGCUGGGGCCAAGAAGUGGUGUCCGGUAAUGAGAACACAUACGAUGUUGUGCUGAAAGAUCUUGGCCCUCCCAUCGUGGCCCGCAUGGUGCGCUUCUACCCGCUGGCUGACCGAGUUAUGAGCGUUUGCCUUCGGGUGGAGCUCUACGGUUGUCUCUGGAACGAUGGGUUGAAAGCUUACACAGCUCCUGUGGGUCACGUCAUGCACUUGCCCGGCAUGGCCAUCUAUCUGAACGACUCCACCUACGACGGGAGCACACAGCAAGGGAUGCAAUUUGGAGGCCUGGGUCAGCUGUGUGAUGGUGUCCUGGGACAAGAUGACUUUAUACAAACCAAAGAGCUGAGGGUGUGGCCUGGGUACGAUUACUUGGGCUGGAGCCGAGAAGCCCUUGGGCAAGGCAGCGUGGAUAUCGAGUUCCACUUUGAGAAGCCGCGUCUCUUCCACAACAUGCAGGUGCACAGUAACAACCGCCACACACAGGGCGUGCGAGUCUUCAGCAAAGUGGAGUGUGUUUUUAAGCCUGGUAUCCUCCUGCCCUGGUCCUCUCCUGCCCUCUCCCUGCCUGUGCCCCUUGAGGAUCUAAAGGACCCCUCCUCACGACCCAUCUCUCUUCCACUUGGCGGACGGCCGGCUCAGAUCCUCCGCUGCAAGUUCUACUUCGCAGACCCCUGGCUGCUCAUCAGCGAAAUAUCCUUCCUGUCUGAGCCAUUUGAGGAGGAUGUUACAGACACUGAUUCAUUUCCUCCUAAUCUUCCUGAGGUUCCUGGCACCAGUUCCUCUCCUCCUCCCGUUAACCUUACCUCCUCCGCUCCCACAUCCAACCCCAGCUCCUCCAACCACACCGCCAGACCAUCUGAACCCCCCACCACCACUACCUUCAUGAUGGACACCACUGGUAACUGGACGCUGUCAGGGCCAGAAUUUGCUGCGGUUACCUCAAGGUCAGGGCUUCCUGAAGCCAAAGACGACAGCAGUAAUACAGCUAUUCUGAUUGGCUGCCUGGUGGGCAUCAUCCUACUGCUGUUGGCUGUCAUAGCCGUCAUUCUUUGGAGGCAGUAUUGGAAGAAGAUACUGGGCAAGGCACAAGGUAGUCUGUCCAGUGACGAACUGCGAGUUCACCUAUCCGUCCCGUCGGACAACGUGGUGAUCAACAACACACACAGCUACUCGAGCCGCUACCAGCGCAUCCACACUUUUCCCGACGACCGCGAACAUGACAGAGAGGGAGAGGGAGAGUAUCAGGAGCCCAGCGCUCUGCUUCGACCAAGAGAUCACAGAGACAGCACAGCCUUGCUGUUAAACAAUCCGGGCUAUCACCUGCUCCUACCAGAUCACAGAAAAGGCCAGAGAGCCCUAGUGGUCCCCAGCUCCUCACAGGCUCAGGAAAAGAGCCUCAAUGUGCCGCAGGCUUGUGGUUUGGACUUGGACAUGGAGAAGGGUUUCCCUCCUACACAGGAGGAGCCUCCACCCUACCCUGGGUCGCCUCCUUACCCCUCUCUCUCUCCACCCGUGUCUCCCCCACUGCCUCCAAGCGUGCCACACUACGCUGAGGCAGACAUUGUGAGUUUGCAAGGUGUGAGUGGUAACAACACCUAUGCGGUGCCGGCCUUGACCUCUUCAAGCCCCGGAGCCGACGCUGCACCCCUGCCUGAGCUGCCACGCCAGUAUCUCAUCUUCAAGGAAAAACUUGGAGAGGGGCAGUUUGGAGAGGUGCACUUGUGUGAAAUAGAGAAUCCGCAGGACCUUCCAAACCUGGAGUUCCCCUUCAAUGUGAGAAAAGGUCGCCCUCUUCUGGUAGCUGUCAAGAUACUUCGCCCAGAUGCCUCCAAGAAUGCCAGGAACGACUUCCUGAAAGAAGUAAAGAUCCUUUCUCGCUUAAAGGACCCGAACAUCAUCCGGCUGCUGGGAGUGUGUGUGAGCAGUGAUCCUCUCUGCAUGGUCACUGAGUACAUGGAGUGUGGAGACUUGAACCAGUAUCUGUCACACAGAGUGCUAUUGGACAAAACUGGGCCUUCACACAACACUCCAACUAUCAGUUACCCUGCACUCAUCGCUAUGGCCAGCCAGAUUGCAUCAGGUAUGAAGUUCCUCUCAUCGCUCAACUUUGUGCACCGGGAUCUGGCGACGCGCAACUGUCUGGUCGGGGGUGAGAGGGGUGAGAGCGGAGAGGAUCGAGGUGGCGAGCGUCACAUCAAGAUAGCCGACUUUGGUAUGAGCAGAAACUUGUACGCUGGGGACUACUACAGGAUCCAGGGCAGAGCUGUGCUGCCAAUACGCUGGAUGGCUUGGGAGUGCAUACUCAUGGGUAAGUUCACCACGGCCAGUGAUGUGUGGGCGUUCGGGGUCACUCUGUGGGAGAUGCUGAGUGUUUGUCAGGAGCAGCCCUACUCCAACCUCACUGAUGAGCAGGUCAUUGACAACGCUGGGGAGUUCUUCAGGGACCAUGGCAGACAGGUUUAUCUGAGCAAGCCAGCCAUUUGUCCACAGGGUCUCUACGAGCUCAUGUUGAGCUGCUGGAACAGAGACUGCAAGUUGCGCCCGUCCUUCGCAUACAUCCACUCCUUUCUUACCGAGGAUGCCAUGAACAUGGUGUGAAGAGAGAGCACAACAAGGGGAAAGCAAACACUAGAGGGAAAAUGUCUCGCAUGUCGAUGAAACUUUGCUGCAGUGGGAAGGUGUGGUGGAGGUUGCGCGCACAGGGCAGAUGAACAGAAAGAGUGGGUUGCUCGCUUUUAUAUUAUUUUGGGUGGACAGGGCUGAGAGACCGCUGGUCCGGUUUUAUUUUCACGUCAGCCCCCAAAGACAAAAUUAACCCUAGCUUUUGAUAGAUAACAGUCAGAGCCACGUUUCACAGUGGCUGGUGGUGGGUGCAGUCUGCAUAGGAACUUUCUGUCUUCUCAGAUUCUUAACAAUCAAAGUGAGUUUGUUUAAGUGUUGAUUAAGUUGUAGAAUUAAUGAAGCAGCAAACUGCCAGGGCUCAAUCAAAGAACGUACUCUCUAUCUGGACCUUAGCAAACUAGAAAAUGAACAGUCAUUAAGUCUAAGGGCGUCUCAAAUGCUACACCAAACAGGUGAGGUACACAUGUGCUGUGAACUCAUGACAAACUUUGAAUAGGACACCUGUCUUCCAGACAUGAAACAGCAGACACAGGGAUAGUCUUAGUAUUUAUAGUAUGUAUAGGCUACUGCAUACAUUGUAAUCAAUCACAUUCAUUGAGAUUGGUCCCAGCUAUAGCACCUGAUGGCCGGGCCCAGUUCAGUUCUUCUCCACAAGUGUUAAAUUAUACAUGGCAGAUGGCAGAUCUUACCAAGUUUGUUCCUUUUAUCUCAGCCCCUCGUCCCUACAGUGACCCACAUCCACAGAUGAUUUUGUGGACUAAUGUGAAAUAAUGUGGACCAGACAAUAGCAGCCCCCUUUUCUGCAAAGUGACUGGUUUGCUCUCAAGCAUUUACCCCUAUAAUGCUCAGAAAUCACAGGAGGUAUUUGAAUUCCAUCUUUAAUCUUGGUGCCAAAUGGAUUCUCAAACCAGAGGAAAAUGGCUCGGAAGAGGAGUGGGCUGCUGCUGCCAAUGAGAUGUGACCCACAAGGCGAAACUGCUGGCAGAGGCCACGGAUAGGACAUUUUCAUACACCUGCUCAGGUGUUGGUGAUCUUUUAAAAUUUUUAUUUUUUUUCUAUCUGACUGUGACUAAGUCACAAAGGAUAUUAUGUAAAAUUCCACAACCAGCUGCACUUUAAAGCCUACAUGCAUAUCCCCAGCUAUGAUGGAACUCUUCUCUGUGAUAGGCCUGAAUGAUGAUUCCUGUCGUCGUAAAUUCUCAUGCAAUUUUCAGGAAUUUGCCAAGAGAGCUCAGAGUGCAUUAGAGAGGCAGGACAAAAUCUGUUCGCCUUCAUAAAACCUCUCCAACAAGGCAUUGCCAAACCAUUAGAUGUAAAAUAUUAUUUUUAAAAAAAAAGUGGAAUGGCAUCAUUGUAUGACUUUUGUUUUGUUUUGUUCAACUGUUGAGACAUGUUUACUCACCUUGUUCAUCCAAAUUCAUCACUGUCAUUUAAGACAAGAACACAGUUAUGGCAUUGAUCAAGCUGGAAAUGCUGGGAUUCCUCAUUUUAUGUGAAUGUCAACGUCAACCUCUGCAUUGUCCCACGGUAGUGCAUUAAGCUGACCACGGUAGAGUUAAUGCAUCUACCUUACUGACUGUACAGCACUGUAAAUCAGUCCUGAGAUGAUCAAGAUUAUCAAGUUAAACAUGUUUACUGAUGGUUGUGCCAUUUGAGUCAUUUUUGAUACACUGUAGUUCAACUAAUCCCAUAUUUUUAUAUAUACUGUACCUACUUAGACUCUCCUUGAUGUCUGAUUUUGUCCUUUUGUGUAUUCGGAGCAGAUCAUGUAUGUACAUAUUUUAAAGGACAGAAUUGUAAUUUCAUUUACUAAUAUAUAGAAAACUUACAUGUUACAUUUGGGGUCUUCUGUGUCUCUGUAGAACGCUUGCUACUUUGAUGCUAUCAUAAUUCACCGUGUUGUCUAUUUUUGUAGAUGUUUUAAUAAAGUUAACCUUUUCAAAUAAA
Molecule: messenger RNA, 5408 nt
Organism: Mugil cephalus (flathead mullet)
Lineage: Eukaryota; Metazoa; Chordata; Actinopteri; Mugiliformes; Mugilidae
Gene: ddr1
Product: discoidin domain receptor tyrosine kinase 1
Exons: 20
Coding region: 366-3437 (1023 amino acids)
Biological process (GO): positive regulation of kinase activity; multicellular organism development; protein phosphorylation
Cellular component (GO): signaling receptor complex; membrane
Molecular function (GO): ATP binding; protein tyrosine kinase collagen receptor activity; collagen binding
Source: RefSeq, a predicted model, not a curated record